Molecule: messenger RNA, 958 nt
Organism: Dentiscutata erythropus
Lineage: Eukaryota; Fungi; Glomeromycota; Glomeromycetes; Diversisporales; Gigasporaceae
Source: the annotation of a GenBank genome assembly
AUGGAUACAAUCAAAAAUUCACGUAUAUCAGCUCACCAAGUAGAAUGCCUUAGAACUUUUUUAAAGAACAUAGUUAUUCAAAAUCCCGAGAUAUUUUUAGAUACACUUUGCAGUAUCAAUAAAAUAUUAAAAACUUGCUAUCAAAACGCAUCUAUUGCUUCUGACGAGAAUGCACUUUUGUACUGCAGUAUUAUAGCAAAGCAUCAACAAAUCUUGCUGCAAUUUCUUACAAACAAUAAUAAAUUUGUUGUGUACACAGUCCAAAAAUUAUUAAUCCAAUGGAUCUUACUUUUGUCGAAUAAAGAGGAUUUAGAUCAAUUUGAUGUGAUAGAAACUCAAGAAUCCUUAAUAUCCGACCUUCAUAACAUUCACUAUGCAUUUCUUGAAAAUAAUCUGAAUAUUUCUUUUGGCACAGGAAUAGAUGCUGUGCUUGAAAUUUACCAUCACAUUUUGAAGGAUUUUAGGCAUCAGUUAUUGCAAGAUAUAGAUGAAUGUUUUGAAGAAAGAAUUGUUCAUCAUGCUGGUUGGCGUAUCUUGUGCAUGUUAAAUAAAUGCUUCAUUAUAGAAAAUUACAUAGUUAAUAGUCAUAGUACGGCUUUUCAGACAGUUCCUAAUGAAAUUUUGGUGCCAAGUCUCUCCAUAAUCGCUGAUAUAAAAAAAAUUGAACAGACUGCUAAUAUGAUCGACGUCGAAUCUAUCAAUGAAAUAAUAAAUGUUAUUAAGAGUCUUUCAAAAAAAAUUGAUGUAAACAUGGCUCAUAUAUGUAAUCUGUUGAAUCAUGGGUAUCAUCCAGUAAUCCGAAAAGUUUUAAAGAUUUUAUUGUUAGUUGUGGAAUCUAAAAGUAAUGUCGAAUCGAUAGUCGAAGGCCUUUCAAGUGUUCUUAAUUAUGCAAAGAGAAUAAUAUCUAUUCCUGAUAAGAUUCGACUCGAAGAUCUGUUAAACCCUGAUGAUGACGAUC